Messenger RNA from Propithecus coquereli (Coquerel's sifaka), 846 nucleotides. It is a transcript of the gene HOXC12, whose product is annotated as homeobox C12. Bases 1 to 846 code for a protein of 281 amino acids. The transcript has 2 exons. Gene Ontology annotation, molecular function: DNA-binding transcription factor activity, RNA polymerase II-specific; sequence-specific double-stranded DNA binding. The record is from RefSeq and is a predicted model, not a curated record. Lineage: Eukaryota; Metazoa; Chordata; Mammalia; Primates; Indriidae. Gene Ontology annotation, biological process: regulation of DNA-templated transcription.
AUGGGCGAGCAUAAUCUCCUGAAUCCCGGGUUUGUGGGGCCGCUGGUAAACAUCCACACAGGAGACACCUUCUACUUCCCUAACUUCCGCGCGUCCGGGGCGCAGCUGCCCGGGCUGCCUUCGCUGUCCUACCCACGCCGCGACAACGUGUGCUCGCUGCCCUGGCCGUCGGCGGAGCCGUGCAAUGGCUACCCGCAGCCCUAUCUCGGCAGCCCAGUGUCGCUCAACUCUCCUUUCGGCCGCACGUGCGAGCUGGCGCGCGUGGAGGACAGCAAGGGUUACUACCGCGAGCCGUGCGCUGAGGGCGGCGGCGGGGGCCUGAAGCGUGAGGAGCGCGGGCGCGAUCCGGGAGCCGGGCCCGGGGCAGCGCUGCUGCCGCUGGAGCCGUCGGGGCCGCCUGCGCUCGGCUUCAAGUACGACUACGCGGUGGGCGUCGGCGGCGGCGGCGAAGCCGGCGCAGGAGCCCCGCACGACCCACCCUCCUGCCAAUCGCUGGAAUCCGACUCCAGUUCAUCCCUGCUCAACGAGGGCAACAAGGGCGCCGGCGCGGGCGACCCCAGCAGUUUGGUAUCGCCGUUGAACCCCAGCGGCGGGCUCUCCGCCAGCGGCGCGCCCUGGUACCCGAUCCACAGCCGUUCGCGGAAGAAGCGCAAGCCCUAUUCGAAGUUGCAGCUGGCGGAGCUGGAGGGCGAGUUUCUGGUCAACGAGUUCAUCACACGCCAGCGCCGGAGAGAACUCUCAGACCGCUUGAAUCUUAGUGACCAGCAGGUCAAGAUCUGGUUUCAGAACCGGAGGAUGAAAAAGAAAAGACUUCUAUUGAGGGAGCAAGCGCUCUCCUUCUUUUAG